CAGGCGCUCGAGCCGAAUGCCGAACAGAUCGCAUUGCCGCCUGUUCCUCCGGAUAUGACCACGUAUGCCAAGGCAUUCUCGGCCGGUGUUGCGUCUUCGAGAGUGCGUGAGGAUGGCAUAGUCGUGGUAGAGUGUCGAUGUGGGGGAGGCGCGUUUUGUGUCGGCAGAUCGAAGACGGAGGAUCCUGGGCUCCCUGUGUCCCCGGUGACGGUGAGGAGAGGCGGCGGGGGAGACAUCAGAUGAAUAUUCAGUUGAGUAUCGCAGACGAGCACGGAUUUAUGAGGAUGUCUUCGCCAAGAGCUGGUAGGAGUUGGGACGUGGGCAGUCGUGUCGGCGACGUGUUCCUCGAAGCAAAGAUGCUGUAUAAUUCGUGAUCGUUGCUACAGUUAUUCGGUGUGAUCGUGUUGCGUGCACUCUGAGCAGAUUCAAAGCAUUCACGUACUCCGUUUCUCGCGUUUGGGUCGAUAUCCAAGUCGAGUCAAGGGCGCGAAGAGAUAGUUGUCACGUGCCUGAGAUUGAAUAUCCCAAAUUAUCUUAUCAUCGAAUUGCUGAUCCAAUGAUGAUGACGUUCAUUAAUAUAGGCAUCGCCUGGUCAACCACGACGCACGUCUUGUCUCGCGCCUGAAAGCAGUCUCACUGCCCAAACGCAACCAAAAUCAAUCUCUUUUACCAGCACGACCCCCAAACAUGGCAGACCCGUCUCACACCCGUCAAUCCGCCUCGUUCCCUGCCCUGCAAGGCUUCUACCAGCUACUGUUCCUCUACAUUGAACCUACAUCUACCAUGAUACCCGCGCUCAUGGCGUGGAUCUUCCCAGGCGCCGCGUGGUUCCACCACCAGCUCAUUCCGUCUCCAGCCGCGGUUCCCAGCACGCCCCUCGCGGCGCGGACGCAGAUGAUCGUGUAUCAGCUCGCCAACUGUUACCUCUUGCUCGGCCUUAUCUCGUCGCUUGUGUUCCGGGCGGCACGCGACGCGCUGCCCCGCGACCCGGUCUCUCAAGAGCGGAUUGUGGGCUCCCUGCUUGCUGCGCUGGCCAUAGCUGAUCUCACACACAUUGCAGCCACCUUCAUAGGCCUGCCCGCGUACUUGCGGUACGCACCGCUAGCUUGGAACCCAAUGACGCAUGGCAACAUAUCGUUUGUGAUCGUCCUGUUCUCUGUCAGAGCUGCAUGGUUCCUCGGUAUCGGUCGAACGCCGUAUUACUUCCUUGCGAAAAAGACGGUCUAAUAGCAAGCACUCAGCCGUUGGGGCCGAGUGACUGACUCUACGCGGGAGGUCCGGCGCUAAAAGUACAUUGGUAUCGAGAAUGAAGCUCAAUUAUUCAUAACCGUAAACCGGCGGACAGGCGGCUGGCCUGUCUGCGCAGGAGGCGGCGGAGAAGUAGCAGAGCUCUCAUCAUAAUGAGUUGAUAAAUCGACUUCGGACAUGUCCAUCGGAUGGACAACAUUUUGGCCGGCGGUCUCCUCCUGCGUGCGUCGCUGCCACUGCUGGAUGGAAACGACGCGCUCAUGCGGAAUGGGACUCGGUAUGGACUGCAUUGUUCUAUGCCUGGCAGGAGCAGCAGCAGGGGGCGGAGGUCUUCGACGACCGACGAGCAGAUUCGCGUUGAAUGAGAUGUGUGAGAUUCUCGAUCGAAGGGAGGGUGUUGAUGCUGUUGAUAAAACCGGUGCGAGCCGAGGUCGAGGACGCGGUCUCCGGGUCCGCUCGCCCUCAGCCAACGGCUGGGCAGGAAUCACGGGUGUAGGGAACGGCACUGGCGCUAUAUCAGGGGCCUGCUUGCUGUGCGACGAGAAAGACGCCAGGAACUUGGACAUGACGCCGCGAUCCGAGCUAUCCUCCUUCCGUCUCUGCCGGAGGAAGAGCAAGACGAGGGCGAUAAGAAGAAUCACAGCAAGCGCGACGACGAUUCCGGUGACAAUCGCGACGUUGUGGUUCGGUGACUUGGCGAUAUUCGAGCCCACACUCGCAGGCGUAGACGGCGUCGCAGUGGCUGAAGGCAGCGACAAAGACGCGCUCGGAGUGCCAGAG
This is a messenger RNA of Mycena citricolor, 2028 nucleotides long. NCBI's taxonomy places the organism in Eukaryota, Fungi, Basidiomycota, Agaricomycetes, Agaricales, Mycenaceae. The record is from the annotation of a GenBank genome assembly.